This is a messenger RNA of Linepithema humile (Argentine ant), 8593 nucleotides long. RefSeq names its product Rho guanine nucleotide exchange factor 2 (gene RhoGEF2). The record is from RefSeq and is a predicted model, not a curated record. Gene Ontology annotation, biological process: G protein-coupled receptor signaling pathway. NCBI's taxonomy places the organism in Eukaryota, Metazoa, Arthropoda, Insecta, Hymenoptera, Formicidae. Gene Ontology annotation, molecular function: G protein-coupled receptor binding; guanyl-nucleotide exchange factor activity. Gene Ontology annotation, cellular component: cytoplasm.
GGCCUGUGCAUCACUUGUACCAAGAUGGCUGACACUUGUUAGUAGCGUAUUUUUCUUCGAUUUGACGCGUAUUUUGUAAAAAAAGCUACGCUCAGUGCCUUCGCGUAGUGGCGUGCGUGUAUCGCGCGUUUCCGCGAGUCGCGCAUCGCGCUCGGCAACUUAAAAUCGUCGUCCUGGAAUCCUCCGCGGCUUGAACGUCCCUCGGUCGGGAUGCUGUAUGAGUGCAUGAGAGGCGGAAUAAUUGCCCGUCACCAGCCAUGUUCGUCGAGUGUCCUUUUGUUGUGACAAUCGUGAUAUUAUAAUAUUUUCGCGCAACACGGCGCUGCGUCGAAGCAAUCACGCGCGCAUUGACGCAUCUUGUGUGUUUUUUUUUACAAACGAUCGUUUCGUUUCGUCUCGCGUCCCGUCCCGUCUCGUCUUGUCUCGUUUCGUAUUCGCCUCGCCCCGUCUCGCCUCACCUCGCCUCACCUCGUCGCGCCUCGUCCCGUAGGAGCUUCUUGUUAACGCUUACUUGCUGCCACCAAGUAGAUUAAAUGAAAGAGUGAGAAUUAUCACAGGUCGGUAGCAACAGAGGUGAGGCGAGGUGGAGCCCGAAGAAGGGAUGAAUGGAACGGCAGCGCUGCGACGCAGCGUCGGGGCUGGUGCAGGCGUCAUCAGUGGUGGAGCCAUUGAGCCAGCACCCAUCGCCACUCUUGUCGUGUAUAAGGAUGAUGCUGGAUUUGGAAUGAAAGUUUCUGGCGACAAUCCUGUCUAUGUUCAGUCCGUAAAAGAAGGUGGCGCAGCAGCAAGAGCUGGUCUUCAUGCGGGUGACAAGAUAAUUAAGGUGAAUGGUGUCAAUGUGAUGCAGUCUACACAUACCGAUGUAGUCCAACUCAUAAAAUCAUCGACGCAAGUGGUAUUGACGGUGCAGCAGAAGCCAGUGACAGCAAGCGGCGCGGCAGCAGUGGUAGCGACAGCAACGACAGCGACGACAGCUUCUGGAUUGCAAGUCGGAACAGUCGGUUCUGUGAGCCAACUUCAACGUCCAGUUAGUCUAUCAGCAGCUGGAAACAUGUCGCCCUCACAACCGGCCUCUUCUCUUCACAGAGCGUCUACAGCACCAGCGAGUGGUGCUCCGUGUAAUGCUCGAAUCACAGGCCCACAGCCAGUUGAUCUCGAGAAGAAACGGCAGUUAGAAACACAAAGAGUGCACACAUUCCAGCUUAUGUUGGAAAAAGAACAGAGUUAUGUGGACAAGUUACGGAGUGAGUUGGCGAAGACUGGAACUGGUAGUGGCGGCGCCAAUGUUACUGCCGUACAAGCGGAGCUAGCGGGUGCUGAAAGAAGAGUGCGCACUUUGCAGGAACAGCUCACGGCGAUCAGCACGACUAACGAACAGCUUUGCUCAUUGGUAACAAAUACCUCGUGCUCCUCGGGCUAUUACCCAUCUCAAAACACCGGUAGUGGUACUGACGUACCACCCCCACUGCCAUCGCGUAAAUCCUUGUCCAUGCAAAGUCUCUCUCCGCCACCUUUGCCUCCCAGACCUCCACCCGCCAUAAACACGCAAAACACAGCCCAGCCGGAGCUGGAUCGACAUCUGCUGACUCACUUAACGCCCUCAACUGUCAGUCAUGGUAUUCCUAACUCUUUUUCCCAAGAUGCUAAUUUGAGUGCUUCAAGUGCGCUUAAUAAACACCAACGAACAAAAUCAAGUCCGGAGCAAUUGGGAACCACAGCAAUGUCUCCAUCGGAGGCUAGUAGACGUUUGAUUGCCUCUGAAUCGAUGAAUGAUUUGUCGCCUCCAAGACACAUCAGGCAUAGUGAUAUCGAUAUCAACGAAUUACCGCGUAUCACACCACCGGGCACACCGCCGCCACCGUAUCCAGCCCCCGUUCUGGGCCAAGAUAUCUUCUCAUCUACAUUAAACGAUACACUUGCGACUGAUAUCAUUCCGGGAUUACCAGCGUUCCAACAGCCAAUUAUGUCAAUGGAAGAAGACGAUGUCAGCGAUCAAGAAAUCGGUCAAUUAGAAGAUCACGGACCGUUCCAGUCUUUAUCCAAGCUGUGGGGACAUCAUGCGCAUCUCGCUGUAUUUAUUAACUACGUACUAUCUAAUAGUGAUCCUUCUAGCCUGUUAUUUUAUUUAGUAACGGAUUUAUACAAGGAGGGAAAUGCCAAAGAAAUGAGAAAGUGGGCAUACGAGAUUCAUUCUAGUUUUCUAGUACCUGGUGCGCCAUUGCGUCUGCAUAAUGUAGAUGAAAAUGUCGCUAAUGAGAUAGAUGACGUUCUCGUGAAAGAAUUCGAUAAAGAAGAAAUUCUCAGGAAGAUAUUCUGGAAGGCACGUACUAGAGCGAAGGAAGAAUUGAAUGAACAGUUGACGCAUUUCCAGCAGAAAAGAACCGCAGGGUUGUCCACGAUUUUUGGCCCUACUGACAUUUCACUUGAUGAGAGCAUUUCUGACAAAGCGCGUGAAACAAAAAUUAUCGAGACGUAUCUUCUACCGAAGAUGGAACCUUAUUUAGAGGAUAUAGAGAAAGAACAAGUGGAUUUGCGAUUGUUCACAACGGCAGCUGGUCUAGCUACGAUAUUAAUAAAGAUCUUCCAAUUGCGACCGGUAUGGGCAGAUCGAGUGCCUACUUUUGUCGCGAAAGACAAAUCCAACAUUAAAGCACGACUGCUUACUGGAAAAACGCGCAAAAUGACAAUCAGAGGACAUCAUUUUGUGGCGCAUCAAUACUUCACGAUAACUUAUUGCAAUCAUUGUCAGCUUAUUAUCGGUGGCAUUGGUCCUCAAGGAUAUUUAUGCAGUGAUUGUUCCCUCAGUGUACAUCGACAGUGUGUUCGUGUGGUAGAAGAAAAUUGCCCGGGACCUUUGGUGCGAAAGGAAAGAGCUAAUGAUAGAAUUAGUAAAUUGAUGGAGCGUAUUCGACCGGAGAGGAAGCCUCCGUCGUCCCACCAUCAUCAUCAUUCCCAGAACCAUAUAUUACACUUCGACAAAAUCAAAAGAAGCGAAGACGAUUCCGGCACACUAACGGAUGGAGAAAAUGGAGAACAACGCGCGGCCGGAAAUGCUCGCAGCAGUUGCGAGAGAGCACGAAUUUCCGGUUUAGGAGGAACCGGUGAUCAUGCCGAUAAUAUGGACAAUCCUUCGUCGCGAGAAGAUAUUUCCGAAAUGGUCCAGCAAAAUAUUUCCAGUAAGCCAAAGACGUCAAACAUCAACAGGUCUGAAAGUUACAAGGAGCGGAUACAUCAUAAGCGGCAACUGAGAGAGAAAAGGAAGACCAGCGAUCCGAAUCUUUCCAAAACAAAAGUCGGUUCCAGCGACUGCGAGCCUUCCGGCACGUUCCCCGGGAACUCUGCUGGCAGUUCAUCGAACAGCAGCCUGUCGACGAGGAGUCUGGACAGCCCCAGUACUAGCCUGGAACAGGUGCAUCCCACCACAUCGGCGGCGAACGCGUCAACUUCGUGGGACAGCGAUGUCGAUGUCGAGGCUGAUCCACCGGAUUGGAGCCAGGCUGUCGCUGAAGACGUUCUCGCGCAGCUCAGCAAUUCCGAGAAAAAGAGACAGGAAGUUAUUAACGAACUAUUUCACACCGAACGCUCUCACGUUCGCGCAUUGAAAGUGCUUUCGCACGUUUUCCACAAGCCUUUGUUGGAUUCUCAAGUGCUGCCAUUAGAUCAGAUUCAGCUGCUUUUCUCGAAUCUAGACGAGAUGUUGAUGAUCCAUUCGCGUUUUAACCAAUCGAUGAAGCGAAAGAAGAAGGAAAAUCCGUGCGUGGGUGAUGUGGGCGAACUCCUGCUGGAGAUGUUCGACGGCGAGGCCGGUGAAGCGUUCGAAAGGGCCGCGUCGAUUUACUGCGCUAAGCAGCAGGUCGCUCUGGAUGCUCUACGCGAUCGUCGACGCAAGGAUUCCAAGCUGAACGCCUUCCUAAACGAAAUAGAGGCAAAUCCGCUGUGUCGCCGGCUGCAGUUGAAGGAUCACAUACUCACUGGCAUGCUGCGGCUCACCAAAUAUCCGUUACUUUUCGAGAAUCUCGCCAAGUACACGCCGGAAAGUAACGAGAAGGAGAAGGCAGCCGUGCUUCGUAGCCUGGAACGCAGCAAGGAAAUUCUAAGUCGCGUGAAUCAAGCGGUAAAAGAAGCCGAGGACCACCAACGACUGACUGAGAUCCAACGGACGAUCGAUCGAUCGGCCUUUGACAAAUUUGACCAUCCGACCGUGCAGGAGUUUAAGAACCUUGAUAUCACGAAACGCAAGCUGAUUUACGAGGGGCCGCUUCAGUGGCGGCGCACCGAACCGAAUCGAUCGAUGCCGAAUCGUUCGGUGCCGAAACCAGUGGAUCUGCACGUGGUGCUACUCGACGACACAAUCUUCUUCCUGCAUCGGCAGGACGACAAGUAUCUGCUUAAGUUCAUCAAUACGACUAAUCAGGCGGGCAAUUCCGUACUCAGCCCGAUCGUCAAGUUGUCCACCGUACUGGUGCGUCAUAAUGCCGCCGAGAAGGAUUCUCUUUAUUUGGUCAACACUUCGCAGAACGGCGCGCAGAUGUACAAUCUAGUGGCGCCGUCCUCUGCGGAGCGCAAAAGCUGGUGUAAGCACAUCUCCGAGGCUGUGGAUGCUUACAAGACGCGCGAUCGCCAAGGCAGAAGACCAACACCGUCCACCACGCUUCCGGAGGAGCCAACGGAAGACGCAUCGCCCUCCGCGACGGAAGUGCCGGACAACACGACUGCUGAGAAAGAUCAGUCGCAGGAUAGAGAAUCGAGGGAACAUGAGCAAAAUACUACGCAGGAGCAUGACGAGGAGAAACCGGAAGCCACCGCUCCCACGACUGAACAAACGCAACAGCGGUCGACUGUGCAACAGCAGGCGGCUGAAUCGCCAACGACAGGUAUGACAGAGCCGCUACGAAUGGUCACGUGCACUCAGCUCUCAUUGAUAGAUCCAUUAGAAGUUCACGUGGAGGUACCACCAGUGCAUGUUGCAGAACCGGUUUUUACACCAAUAGAAUAUCUCAGACGUAAGGACGAAAUAAUCAAACAGGCUCUGCUUGAGAAACAGUUACUGGUGGCGGAUAUAUUAAAUAUUCCUAAAGAAGACUUCGAGCACGUCGCAGACAUAGCAUCUGAACCAUCCUCUGCAGAAAAAGAACCUACUGAACUCAUACUCGCUUCUAUCAGCCAAACGGAUCAGCUAGUGAGCAUGUUGAACUCUGCACUAAACGUGAGCGAAAUAGAGACGGUAUUCGCGUCGCGUGGGGCAUCGGCAUUAUCAUCUUCUGCGUGCGAAGCUACCGGUUGCCCAUCUUUACGAAACCAUUCACAUCCUCAACAAUCAGUCAUGGGAAUGAUGCAGCCGAUUUGUAAUUACCUCACAUCCCAGCUCUCACAACUGUCACAACUCCUGGAAAUUAUAAAAAAGAGAGAGGAGGAGCGGGAGAGGUUACGGAAAGAAUUGCGUAGAAGUAGAGAACGUAUUCACGCACUUGAUACCGACGUACAACGCCGUGAAUUCUCGGAAGUGAUAUCUACGACAACUUACACACAAACAACACUCGAUGACAUUGUGCAUCAAGACAGCUACACCGAUGACCUUACUCGUGAUGAGUUUGUCGAUGCACGCGGAGAAGCAGCAGAUACAGACGCGGAAAACCUUGAACUUAAGGCGGAAACCGAAGUAAUGGGCGACAGCGUCGGCUGAAGCACGGCUGAAAAAAGUUUCAUCGAUCAUAUCCUUGAUUUGGUGCAUUUCACGAGCGGUGCUGGAACGCUCCCGCAUAACGGGAGAAAUCAAAAUUAUUUGUAAAAAACUGAAAAACAGACGACGCAUAGACGUGUGUAAGACACGAGAGUAAUUCUUUACUGCGGACGAUAAUAUUACAUGCAUACAGGAGAAAGGAGCAAAAGUCAUUAGCUGUUUUAUUUAUUUGAUAAUUCUUGUAAAACUGGAAUUUAACAGUGGCAUUAUAAAUGAUGUUACUUCUUUUAAUUAAUGAGAAUUUAGUGCAUUAUUAAAAUAUAAUAUGAUUCUGAGAUCUUUGCUAUUCACAGAUUUUUUUCCUUAACAAUAUUUUUCUAUUUUUCUCUGCAAAACACGAGGAUAAACGUCGCCUAUUGUGCAAUGUAAUUUUUUAAAACAUUUUUUGCUUGGUCAUAUAUAAAGAUAAUCUUGCGAAAGAAAGUUUACUGAUAUAUCGGACAAUAUAUUAGUUUAAUAUUUUAUUUAUAUAUAUAUAUAUUAUUCAAUUUUAGUUACUAUAAAUCAAUGGAUAAUAUAAUAAUAUAAUCAUUGGUAUCAUGUUUCAUAAAUGGAUUGGAUUGUAUAAGUAAUAAAUGCCCAUUAAAAUAUUUUAUAUUUAUUUCUUUAUACACAAUUUUUUAUUUUGUCAAAUUUUUUAAAAGUUUCUAUCAAAAUAAAACAGCUGAUAAUUUUUUCUUUAUUCUUGUAUUUACCAAAAUAUGGAUCAAUGAUUAACAUCUUUGCCAAAGAUUUUAUGUAAAUGGAUUUACAUAAUCUAUACUAAUCCUUCAAACGCAACUUUUUGUACAUCGCGUUAUUUUGCGAAUCGAGUCCUGUAUAUUACUGUUAUUAUUAUUACUUAAGAAGCCCGGUUUACAUGCGAAUAACGUAAUUAUGCACGAAAAACUUGUAGAAAUGUGCACUUUAAUAUGAUUAUUAUUAAUUACCUUUUUUAAUUUCUUUAAAUUUUUCGUGCAUAUAUCGAUACAACAGCGUGUAAAGCAGUGUUGGUGCUGGGCUCUAUUAUUUAAAAAAACAGUAACGUGAAGAAAAUUAUGAUAGUUCGAACUUUUAAUCUUCCAUAUCAGAAGAAUGGAGACAUGCCUUUACGAAGCAACAAGAAUACGGUUUUUUCACUUUCUUAUAAACUUGUGCAUUAAAGAGCUACUAUUUACAAGUGAUAAUGAUAAGAUGCAUUUUCACAUUUGAUAUCGACGCAGAACAUUUACAAGAAAACUUCUUGAACUUGAUAAAAAAACAUCUCAGGUCGAUUAACUUGUAAUCCAUAUACAGAUCUCUGGAUUAAAAUUUUGCACAAAUUAUAGCUUCCAAGACUUUAUUCGUAUCGGAGCGUUUAAACAUGGAAAUUUUUCCAGCGUCUUAAGAUUCUAUGGAUUCUAGACUGCUUUCUCUAAAAAUUUAGAAGUUAUACAUAUUAAGGACACAAGAAUCCUAGGAUAUAAGAAUCCAAGAAUCUAAGAAUAUAAAUAUACCAUUUUUUAUGAAGUAGACGGUAGUUUAUGUACUUAAAAUAAAUUUGAUAUACAUACCAUACACAUACACACACACACACACACAUAUAUAUAUAUACAUACACACACACACACACACACACAUACAUGACAUUCAACAUAUACACUCACAUAUAUUCAGAUUCAUGCAGAUGUCUCAAAACAUAUGCUACCAUAAUAUUUGAUUUAUUUUACGAUUUUAAUAAAUCGUUUCUUUAAAUAAAACUUCAGCUUAAAGCAAUUUCCAUUUGUAUAAAAUAAAUGAUUUUGUAACUGAAGGACAAAGUUUCACGAUUUAAAAAUACCUGCACGUCUUCAAAUUUGAGAAUUGUAAACUACGAAUAAUUUGAAAUCUUAAAAUACUGAAGAUUCAAGAGAAUGUGUAAAUUAAACAUUUGAGAAUCUAAUAAUUUGGAAAAUCACAAUUUAAGAUUUUCGAAUGCAAAAGAUUAAGCAGCGAAUUAAAUCUACACUGAUAUUUUGACUUUGAAUAAUUUAAUUGAAUUAUGAAGUAUGCUAUUUACACAUACACAGAUAUAUUCGGAUAUCCUUUAUAUGAAUGAAUUUACUGUUAUAUAGAGAAAUACGUACAAGAAAAAAUUUUUUUGUAAUAUAUAUAUUCAUAUAUAUAUAUAUAUGAAAAUCUAUGUUAACAGUAUUGUUCCUUUGUGGAAAUUUGACAAGAUUAUUUUGAAUACAAGAGGUACUUUAAGGGUCGGCUAUUACUGAUUAACUUGAAUUAUGACGUUAAGCGAAAAGAUGUAUGCAAAUAAUUCUUGCAUUAUGUAUUCAUGUAAAUGCUAUUAAAAAACCAUUUUGAUUAAAUAAUUAAAGAUAAUUUGAUUCUGUGUUUUUAUGUAACUAUUUGGAGCGAUACAAAUCUACUGCAUUUUUAAGAUCUGGAAUUCAUGAAAUUAAAAUAGUUUUAUUAACACAAUCAUUUAGGGAAUCUAAACCGCAAGAAUAGUCUGCGCGUUCGUAACUUCCUCGCUCAUGUUGUCAUAAUUUAAGUUAACGGACGUAAUUAUGCUUGAAUCUUAGAAUAACAUAUACAUGCUAGUAAAUUUUGAAUAAGAACACAAUAUUAUUAGCGACAAUCAGAGAAAUGAAUAAAACUUUAAAAAUAAAAUUUAAAAUUAUUAGCAUGCCAAGAUUAAAAAUAUUCUUUAUUGUUAUUUUUCUUUCUUUUCUUUGUUAUGUAAAUUGGGCGAUAUAUAUAAAAAGGACUCAUCUACUUACAUAAAAUCUUUGUUACAAUGAAACAAUAAUUCCUAAUGGCGAGACACGAGAACCAUUACAAAUGCGAUGCUAUUGUAUAUGUAUAAAAUAUUUAAUAACAUUAUUAGUUGAUAUAUCAUUA